UGAAUCCGGGCUCAAGUGCGAGUACAAGGAAGUACCGCCACCAAAGUAAGUUAGAAGCCUGCGCCGUUGCCGAGAGCGCACUACUCACCCACACACCAUUGACAGGCAAGAUCGCACUUUGCACGACAUUUCGACGAAGCUUGCCAUGCUCGUGGAUCAGUUCUCGCCCAUUCCAAGUCGACUUGACAGAAUAGAGCGGCAACUUCGAGGUCAGCAGAGUGGAGAUGGUACGCUACAGACUCCAUCUGACCAGUUUCCUGCGCCCACGCCUGUUGUUGCGGAAGAAGCUGAAGGAAGUGUGUAUGAUCCAGUCCGAGAAAACACCUCGUCGGAACCGCCACCGCACACAGCAGCCAGGACAUUAGCCGGGCCGAAAUUCUCAGCGCCGCCUCCGAACGCGACUUCGCCUGAAAGCAGCAAACAAAGCCAAGUGCCGGAUAUCUUUGAAGGAGAAAUCACGUUACCCGCCGACCACACCACUUCCGCCCAUCAACUUCUAUCUGAGUGGGAAUCCAUGGAGCCAUUCUUUAGAGACGUAUGUCCUACCGGAGCCAACUAUGCGAGGGAAGAGGAGGAAAACCGUGGACUCUUGCGGCUGUAUGGAAGGGGCGAAGGAGAAGAUAUGUAUGACGGCGGACACGGUGGCAGCCCUGCGGCAGAUACCACGGAGGACGACACGACACCUGCUCCUUCUCCAAGGGACAGCAACGGCUGGGGCUUUGGGUUCACGCCCACCGCAGGCGUUGAGGUCCAUCGCUCGUCACCGCAGGACUGGGGUGGUCUCAAUCCAGAUGGCACCUUGAAGCUGGAUCUACGGACAAUUAGGCGUCUGCAUCAGAGCUAUCUGCAACACAUCCAUCCGUUGCAACCAUUUUUGGACAAGGGGCGCUUGAGCGUCAUGGUGGAGAACUUCAUCGCUCGUUACAGCCCGGAUCCACCAGCGCCCGGAAAUGUCGGCCCUCGAUCGCCGUUUGCCGUGCCUGGAGAUCAAUAUGGGGAUCGCUAUGGUAGCGUACCCCUAAAGAGGAAACGGUCCAACAACGGCUUGGUCCCUGGCCAGGACGGAGGGACGCCGCCCAGACGCAUGCAAGUGGAGCGGUCUAUCGGAAACGCGAUAGUCCUUCUGGUCUUCGCUCUAGGAAGGAUUUGCGAGCACAAGACACAUCUAUCCGGUCCGAUCGGCGGCCCGACCACCGCGAUAGGCAGUGGACUUCAGCCAUCAGUGGAUUCGCCGCCAACUGCGAUCAAGCCAUCUCCUGCGUCAUCACAUUCAACGCUCGCCAGCAUUCCAUCACCAGGUUUCGAUGGUCCAACACGCUUUACGUCACGACGAUCAUCCGCAGAGCAUCUCCCAAGCUUCGAAAAGCGAGACUUCACCGCGAGGAACAUUGACGUCACCCCUGGCCUUGCGUACUAUGCCUAUGCGGUUGAGAUUCUGGGCGCAGUACACGGUGGAAAUGACCUUUCCCACGGUCAAGCCGGUGUUUUGGCGGCGCUCUAUAUGGGGCAGCUUGCGAGGGUAAUGGAAAGCUGGGGCUGGAUUUGCUACGCAUGCAGAGUGUGUGGCGUCUUGAUUGAUAAGGACAAAGAUGCGUUGCGCCCUGAUGCACCCGACGAGCCGUCAAGCAGCAUGGAUCUACGGAAGGUUAUGCCUGGCGUGACGACGGAUCGCCGGAAGAGGAACCUGAUGAAAUUCCUUUUCUGGACAUGCUUGCAGUUGGAGAGCGAUAUCCUUGCCGAGAUGAGCCAUCUUCGCCCUAGCGGAAUAUCAAAAGACGAAGAGCGCAUUGGACUCCCUAGCCAGAUAUAUCCCGAUAUGCCGUUGGAUCCUCCCGAAGAGAUGAAUUGGCUUUAUUACUCAGCACAAAUUCAGCUUCGUAAGAUCUUGAACCGCACCCAUCUGGCUCUCUACAGUAAACAAGCACGGAAAAAGUCGUUCUGGGCCUCCCUAAAGGACGAUCAACUCGAGGAGCAGCUACAAGGGUGGCGCGAUACUCUGCCACAGUGGCUGCAAUGGGACGAUGCCGACGAUCCCGCCCUGGACAUAAAUACGGCACGCAUGCGAGCCAAAUACUACGGAGCGAAGUACAUCAUCACUAGGCCAGUUCUGCACUGGGCGGUCCAGCAAAAGGAUCCGCCCAGAUGGAUGGUGAAGAUGUACGUGCCGUCGUCUGAUAGCUCGAGCUCGCCGGACGAACCACCACGAUUUCCCAUGGACACGAACGCCGAAGCGCGGUGGCACAAGGUCAUCAGCACCAGCAAACGUUGCGUCGAUGCUGCUAUCCAAAGCACGCUUGCCUUUGAUGGGGUCGAGAGCCCCUCACAGCGGCUCAUCGUCACCAACAUCUACGGCACAGCUCAUGCACAAUUCGGCAACAUGCUCGUUUUGGCAGCUGUCCGCAGAUCAUGGCUCCGCGACCUGAUACCGUUGGCACGCCUCAACGAAUUGAUGGAACGAACCAUUAAGUUCCUGCGCCGCUUAAUCCCGAUCUCACCAACGAUGCGCGUCGACGUCGCCAUCCUCGAGAACACGCAGAAGUGCGUCAACGGCGAGAAGUCUGAUUCGGCGUCGGUCGAGGCGUCAUUUGGCGCAUAGUCAAGGUUCUGAACUUGGAUUGAGAAACGAAAAAUGAGGCGCCGGCUGUCGCGAGGCGCGCAAAAACCUCAGGCAGCGAAGCCGCCACUGUCACGCGCAGCAGCGUUGCCUCGCUUCGCCUCGUGUUUCUCCGCAACCCCUCGCGCCCC
This is a messenger RNA of Aplosporella prunicola CBS 121167, 2745 nucleotides long. RefSeq lists its product as uncharacterized. The record is from RefSeq and is a predicted model, not a curated record. The coding region runs from base 146 to 2596 and encodes 816 amino acids. The transcript has 5 exons. NCBI's taxonomy places the organism in Eukaryota, Fungi, Ascomycota, Dothideomycetes, Botryosphaeriales, Aplosporellaceae.